Molecule: messenger RNA, 2158 nt
Organism: Syngnathoides biaculeatus (alligator pipefish)
Lineage: Eukaryota; Metazoa; Chordata; Actinopteri; Syngnathiformes; Syngnathidae
Gene: dnajc21
Product: DnaJ heat shock protein family (Hsp40) member C21
Exons: 12
Coding region: 283-1944 (553 amino acids)
Cellular component (GO): cytoplasm
Molecular function (GO): zinc ion binding; nucleic acid binding
Source: RefSeq, a predicted model, not a curated record
GGGGAAUGAUCGCGAGAGUUGGCUGCACGUUCGAAAGGCCGGUCUGUCACUUGUAUUUUUGUAAAUUUUAUAUUCCAGGAUUUAAUUGAAAACUUAUUAAGAUACAGAACAAGGUUUUCUUUUGUUUUUUUGCCGCAAAUAAAUAAAUCAUAACCCUAACCCUCUAAAAACGUAUUUUUUUUUACCAACAGCAAUGACGGUAGUUAGCAUAUGGAAGCUAGCUAAACGCUAACGAAUGAAUCCAUUGAGUAGUAAAUGUAAUCGCUUAAUAAAAGAACAACGAUGAAGUGCCAUUACGAAGUCCUGGGAGUGAAACGGGAAGCAAACGACGAAGAUUUGAAGAAAGCAUAUCGUAAAUUAGCCCUGAAAUGGCAUCCUGAUAAGAAUUUGGAUAAAGCCGAGGAAGCAGCUGAGCACUUCAAGCUGAUUCAGGCAGCCUAUGAUGUCCUAAGUGACCCACAGGAGAGAGCAUGGUAUGACAAUCACAGGGAGGCUCUAUUGAAGGGCGGCCUGAGCGGCGACUACGAAGAUGACAGCAUCGACCUAUUGCAGUUCUUCACCGUCACGUGUUAUUCAGGCUUUAGUGAUGACGACAAGGGUUUCUUUGCAGUCUACAGGAAUCUUUUUGAGUCUAUUGUGAAGGAAGAGAUGGAGCACGGAAAAGCAGAAGCCGACAAUGAGGACGAGGACUUUCCUCCUUUUGGGGAUUCUCAAAGUGACUACGAUACUGUGGUCCACGUCUUCUAUGGGUACUGGCAGAGUUUUUGCACAAGGAAGAAUUUUGCCUGGAAGGAAGAGUACGACACGCGCCAGGCGUCCAACCGUUGGGAAAAGCGUGCCAUGGAGAAGGAGAACAAGAAGACCCGGGACAAGGCUCGCAAGGAGCGCAACGAGCUGGUACGCCAGCUCGUGGCCUUCAUCCGCAAGCGUGACCGCCGUGUGCAGGCGCAUCGCAAGGAAGUGGAAGAGCGCAACGCAGAAAAGAGCAGGAGGGCACAGGAGCUCAGGCGCAAGCAGAAGCUCAGUCAGGCCAAGCUGGCAGAGGAGUACAAGGAGCAAAGUUGGGCGGCCAUGUCGGAGCUAGAGAAGGAGUUGCAGCAAAUGGAGGCUCAGUAUGGCGAGGAGUUUGGAGACGCUUCCGAGAGUGAGGAUGAAGCGCUAGAAACACUACAGAAGACUGUUGAGGAGCGAUUAGGUACACAUGAAGACCAGGUAGAUGCAGAUGACAUCAACUUUGAUUAUUAUGAUGAUCUCUACUGCCCAGCCUGCGACAAGUCCUUCAAAUCAGACAAAGCGAUGAAGAAUCACGAGAAGUCCAGAAAGCACAAAGAAAUGGUCACGUUGCUACGGGAACAGCUUCAAGGUGAUGAUUCACUCGCUCUGACCCUGGACCAGCAAGAGGUUGCCGCGCAGGAAAACAAAUAUAUAGAGGCCCAAGAGGAGGAGGAAGAGGAAGAGGAUGAGGAAGAUCGACCGAGACAAAAAUUGUCCAAAAAGCAGAAGAAAAAGAAGAGGCAGCAGAAAGCUGGCAGUAGCAGUCCAGUGGAGGAACAUGAUGAAGUAGAGAAGGUGACUUCAACCACAGAUGGCAAGCAUGUCCCUGAAGAGGAUCCUGAAGACGUUCCGGACGACUUGUCGGGACCUACUGAAGCCAAGAUUGAGGACCUUCUUCCUUCUGAUGAAUCCAAGAACGCUGUGAAGACCAAAGCCAAAAAGCCAGGUGGAAAAGAUAAACCAAAGAACAUCAAGGCACAUUCGGGAGCAGAGCAGAUUUCUGAGAAAGUGGUAAAGCUGCGCUGUGUGACGUGCAAUGAUGAGUUCUCCACUAGGAACAAACUCUUUGAUCACCUCAAAUCCAGUGGCCACGCUUCGGCGCUCUCUUCCAAUCCCGCACAGGCAGGCUCGGCCAGCCGAAGCAAGAAAGACAAAAGAAAGAAUAGAUGACAACAGUUUUGGUGGACUCCAAUACAAGUGGACUGGCCCAGUCAGGCAAGGAACUGUUCCCAGAAAUGGUCAGGAAUGAGCUGAAUUAAUAACGAUGUGUUCAAAGUAGCUGUUUUUAUGGGCAUCAUCACAUGCAGCAUGGCUUGGAUUGCAGUUCACUUCCUUUUGUCAACUCAACUUGUCCCAAAAAAUAAAUACAAAUUACUUCACCGUU